GAAUAAAGAACAAUGAUUACAAGCUUGUUAGAAAGUGGAACCGUACUUCCUUUGCAUACUGAGAACGUAUUCUUUUUUUGAAUGGGAAGAUUUAAAAUCCUAAGACUAUGCUACGUUAUGUUUUGUUACGAUUAUGAGGUCAUCAUAAAGAAAACAUCUGAUGCACACAAGCGAAUGCAUUACGUGUAUUAACAUAACACCGACCAUGACUGUAAUUGAUUUUUUUUUUAUGUGGCAUGAGAAACCUUGUUAGUGCUCAGUAAGUAGGUUGCAUUGUCUUAAGCCUACUUGUAAUUCUUAUGUGUGUAAAUAUUUAUGUAGUAAGCAUUGAUUUGUAGAAUGGAAGAUAUAUUUCUGUCGACAAAGCCGUCAGAGAUGGCUGAUACCCUUGACCCCUUGUCUCCGAACACAACCACCUCACCAGGGAGAGGAGUCUUCAAUAAAUUACGCAUGAGGUUCUGCAGGGCAGUGCCCAUCAGCAGGUCCAAUGGAGAAGGCUAUGUGGAAUUCGGCGAGUUCCGCGCGGAGCACCCUGGCGUCAAGAAAGUGGGCACUUUCGCCGGCGUAUUCUGUCCAGUCGUGCUGUCCAUGUUCAGUGCGCUCAUAUUUAUACGAAUGGGUUACCUAGUAGGCAACGCUGGGCUCCUGGUAACGCUUGCGCAGUUCGGCAUGGCGUAUCUCAUAGUGGUGUUCACCGUGACAUCUAUUUGCGCCAUAUCCACCAACGGAGCGGUGGAGGGCGGCGGAGUUUAUUUCAUGAUAAGUAGAACGCUAGGCCCCGAGUUCGGCGGAGCGAUAGGCACGCUGUUCUUCUUCGCUAACGUCGUGUCGAGCGCGCUGUGCGUAUCCGCCUGUACUGAAGCACUAAUUGAGAACUUUGGGACUAAUGGGUACCUGCUGCACGGCAGCCCGGGCAUCCCGGACGGCUGGUGGUACCGCUUCCUGUACCGCUCCAGCCUGAACGCGGCGGGGCUGUGCGUGUCGCUGGCGGGCGCGGCGCUGUUCGCGCGCACCAGCCUCGCCAUCUGGCUCACCAUGCUCGUGUGCCUCUCCAGCGCCUUCCUCAGCUUCUUCAUCACGCCGGCUUCCAUGGUAGACAAACCCGACACAAACCACCUGAUCAAUGACACAACGCUGAGCUACACUGGACUGAGCUCCGCCACGCUGGUUUCGAACCUGUACCCCUCGUACGGGAGAGACUACACGACAUCCGACGGGCAGAUGGUCGACUUCGCGUCGGUGUUCGGGGUGCUAUUCACUGGAGUGACUGGAGUCAUGGCUGGCGCUAAUAUGAGCGGUGAACUGAAGAACCCGUCCCGCAGCAUUCCCCUGGGCACCCUGACUGCCUUACUGUUUACUGCGAUAUCGUACUUCGCGCUCAGCAUUCUGACGGCCGCCACCUGCUCCAGGGAACUGCUGCAGAACAACUACGUGUACCUUCUGCCCAUUAACGUGUGGCCGCCUUUUAUUGCCGUUGGCAUGCUAAUGGCAACUUUCUCAGCUGGUCUUUCUAAUUUAAUUGGAGCCUCAAGAGUGCUGGAAGCUUUGGCUAAAGAUAAUAUAUUUGGUUUCCUCCUCCGUCCGAUGGUAUCUCGCUCCGGUAACCCUGUGGUGGCCGUGAUCACGUCCUGGCUGCUGGUACAACUCGGUGUGAUGGUGGACUCGCUGAACGCCAUUGCGCAGAUCAACACGGUGCUCUUCAUGACGAGCUACUUCGCCAUUAACCUCGCCUGUCUCGGACUAGAUCUCGCUUCUGCGCCUAACUUCAGGCCGACGUUCAAGCAGUUCUCGUGGGUGACGUCGCUGUGCGGGCUGGUGGGCGGCGCGCUGCUGAUGUUCUCGCUGCGGCCGCUGCACGCGGGCGGCGCGGCGCUGGCCGUGCUGGCGCUGGUGCUGGCGCUGCACGUGCUGUCGCCCGCCGCCGCAGACCCCAAGUGGGGCAGCCUCAGCCAGGCGCUCAUCUUCCAUCAGGUGAGAAAGUACCUGCUCUUGCUGGAUCCUCGUCGGGAACACGUGAAGUUCUGGAGACCUCAGAUGCUGUUGCUGGUCGCUUCGCCGCGGCAAUCUGCGCCGCUCAUCGACUUCGUCAACGACCAGAAAAAGGGUGGUCUGUUCGUGGUGGGACACGUGAGGGUCGGCCAGCUGGACGGCACGGGAGAUCCGCUUGCGUCUGAACACAAGUACUGGCUCAAGCUAAUCGACCAUUUAAAGGUGAAGGCGUUCGUGGAGCUGUGCCUGGCGGAGUCGCUGCGGGGCGGCGCGGCGCACCUCACGCGCCUGGCGGGGCUCGGCGCCAUGAAGCCCGACACCGUGCUGCUGGGCUUCCGCGACCACGCGCCGCCCCGGGACUUCUUCCGCGAACUGUCAUCCCCGUACAAGACGGAUAUAUUCGACCUGGAAAACGGCGAGGUGAUAUUCCCGGUGCGACGAGUGAACGCGUCGAUAUCGGCGCGUGAGUACGUGCGCGUGGUGUCGGACGUGCUGUGCGUCGGCAAGAACGUGUGCCUCUGCAGACACUUCCAGAGCCUCGACAUGGCCGCCGUCGAGAGGAAGUCGUCGCCGGUGCGCUACAUCGACGUGUGGGCGGCGAGCGCCGUGGGCGCGUCGACGCCGCGCGGCGCGGACGCGUUCAGCGUGCGCGGGCUGUUCGCGCUGCAGCUGGCCGCCGUGGUGCGCUCGGCGCGCGGCUGGCAGCGCCUGCGCCUGCGCCUCUUCGCGCCGCCCGACCACGCGCGCGCGCCCACCGCCAUGCACGAAGCAGGACGUACAGUGACGCUCGAGUCGGAGCGGUCGUCGGAGCCGGCGGCGACGCGUCCGCUGCGGGACCGCCUCGAGGAACUCCUCAAGUUGCUGCGCAUCAACGCCUCUAUACACAUCGUGGAAGAUUGGCCUAAACUGGAAUUAAACAGAUGGUCUGGAGACGAGGAGGAAGACGAGAACAGCGUGUACCAACGCAUACCGAUGAGCUAUGUUAAAACUCUAAACAGUAUAAUAAAGGAUCGUUGUGCGGAGGGCACGGCGGUGACGUUCGUGCAGCUCCCCCCUCCGCCCGUGCUGCCCGCCACUGAGUCCCUCGCUGACGAACCCGUCUGCGAACAGUAUUUGAAGGUAUUAGAUGAACUCACAAGGGAUCUCUCUCCGACCAUACUCGUAAGGGGCUUGAAAUCCGUCACAUCGACGGCUUUAUAAACGUUACUCAAAUUAGAUUUAAUAAGCACAAUCGGAACUGGUUUCUUUCUUUCUUUCUUCUUCUUCAAUAUUCGUGCCAAAUGACAUGUCAGUUAUACAGAUCAUUCUAUUCGUAUAAUAAAUUAUCCCAUGCGUGGACGAGUCUUCUCUACUAAAGGGUGGGGUUAGACCCAACUACGGCAUAAGCUCCACUUCUCUCAAUUUCAAGUCCAUUGCUCAACAUAGGCCAGCUCUAAACAGUAGCGAGCUUACCGGAUGCGAGAUUCUAGGCAGCAUAUUUUUGUACAGCUUUUUUAAACAAUAGCCGAAAGGUGAAAUAUUUUUUCUUGCCCUUAGCAAGCGCGAGAUUUCCAAAGUAUAAGGGUCUGAGUGAUUGACCGUUGGAUACCCCCUAAUGACACUGCUGUUCAUAGAUUUGUAGAUCAGUCUAUAAGAGGCAGUUUGCGUCCAGCAACUACAUUAUACUAUUUUCUUCUAUUACCCUAUACUUGGUUUCUAUAAUUAUUUUUGACUGAUUUGACUUUGAAACUUGUAGUUAAAACUGGUUCCGAUUAGUUACUGCUCGAGCCACUUGGCUGAGUGUAGCGUAAUUAUAUGAGCUGUCAUUUACAUUGGCGCUUUAUUGUAGACACGAAGUUACACCAAGAAUUACCUAACACUAACAUGUAUAUUUUGAUAAGUAGCGGCUGAAAAAGACUUGGUCUAAUAGAAAACGCUCAAAUUUAUGUGGAAGGAUUUUUUUAGCCAAGGAUAUCUCCUAGACACGGUUUAGAGCCAUUUUCAAAAGCCAAUCAUUUAUAAUCUUUAAAAAGUUGUUCCUGGAAAAUUGUUUGUUUAAUCAGAUAAAAAAAUAGAGGCUCUGAGAUUUUGGCAUGUAGAGGCUUGAGGCUUGUGUCUUGUGUUCCUUUAGGGCAAAGGACAUUCAAUAUUUGUCUCGACGCGGGCAUCAAACCCGCGAACGGUUACAAUGUCAAUAAUAAAGCGAUAAUUUAAA
Messenger RNA from Manduca sexta (tobacco hornworm), 4183 nucleotides. Its product is annotated as solute carrier family 12 member 9. Gene Ontology annotation, biological process: cell volume homeostasis; chloride transmembrane transport; potassium ion homeostasis. Gene Ontology annotation, molecular function: potassium:chloride symporter activity. The transcript has 20 exons. The coding region runs from base 340 to 3189 and encodes 949 amino acids. The record is from RefSeq and is a predicted model, not a curated record. Lineage: Eukaryota; Metazoa; Arthropoda; Insecta; Lepidoptera; Sphingidae. Gene Ontology annotation, cellular component: membrane.